Molecule: messenger RNA, 4014 nt
Organism: Mycosarcoma maydis (corn smut)
Lineage: Eukaryota; Fungi; Basidiomycota; Ustilaginomycetes; Ustilaginales
Exons: 1
Coding region: 1-4014 (1337 amino acids)
Biological process (GO): transmembrane transport
Cellular component (GO): membrane
Molecular function (GO): ATP binding; ATP hydrolysis activity; ABC-type transporter activity
Source: RefSeq, a predicted model, not a curated record
AUGACGCCAGAAGCUAGCGCCAACUGGUUCUCACUCUGCUGGUUUGCCUGGAUCGAUCCCAUCCUUACCGCUGGAUACACGAGACCAAUGGAGAAGGACGAUCUCUAUCUCCUUCAGCCACAUCGUUGUUCGGAACAUCUUGGCUCUCAGCUUCUGGCAGCACUCGAGAAGAGGCGCAAACAGCGACAGGACUAUGUGGAGGCAAAUCCCAACAAAACAGACAAGCCAGCCAAGAUUCCUCCGCUCAUGUGGGCAAUGAACGACAUUGUGUUUCGCUACUUCUGGAUCGGAGGCUUGCUCAAGCUUUUGGCUGACGUGGGUACCAUCACAAGUCCACUUCUCGUUCGAGCUCUCAUCAACUUUGGUAGAGAUUCAUACAAUCUCCGUGGUGAUCGCGACCAAGCUCCUAACCUGGGAAGCGGGGUCGGUCUUGCUAUCGGUUUGUUCCUGGUACAGGCGCUGUGUGUCUUUCUCAACGUGCAUGCAUUCAAUCGUGGCUUCGGUACCGGCAUUAUCCUUCGUGGUGCGCUAAUUCAAGCCAUCUUCCAACGAGGCAUGAACCUCUCGACACGAGCAAGGACGGUGGGCGGUCUCGGAGUCAGCAAACUUGUGACUCUCAUCAGUGCCGACGCGACUCGUAUCGACUAUGCUGGUCAAUUCUUCCAUAUGGCCUGGACGAGCGCGGUGCAGAUCAUCAUCUGUGUGGCGCUAUUGAUUUGGAGUCUUUCCUAUAGUGCGCUACCGGGAAUUGCGGUCUUGGUUCUCAUGAGCCCUAUACAGACUGCCAUCACAAAACGUCUCUUUGCACUUCGCAAGAAGAGCAUGGUUUGGACCGACAAGCGCAACAAAGCAGUUAACGAAGUGGUAGGAGGUAUCCGUGUUGUCAAGCAGUUUGCGUGGGAGGAGCCUUACUCGGUUCGUAUUGCAGAGCUACGUCGCAAGGAAAUGUCUUUUCAUCGAGUCCGCCUGUAUCUGCGCUCUCUCAACCUUGCAUUGGCUUUCGCUACGCCGACCAUUGCCACCGUCCUUAGCUUUGUCACCUACGCGCUCGUCGGUAAUGAGCUGGAUGCUGCUAUUCUGUUCUCCUCGCUCUCGUUCUUCACCUUGCUCCGUACACCGCUGCAAUUCUUGCCGAUCGCUUGGAAUGCAAUCGUGGACGCAAAGAACGCCGCCGACCGCAUCGAAAAGGUCUUUGAUGCCGAGAUUCAGCGGGAUCAGAUCAUCCGAGAUUGCAGCGCCACAAACGGCAUCCAGCUUGAAGACGCCAGCUUCACCUGGGAGACCGCUCAAGCAGCAGACACGGCCAAACCCGUCAACGAGAAGAAGGGUCAGGAUAGUCCUUCGAACGAGAAGGAAACGCCAGUUGACCGAGCCUCAACCCUCGACUCUCUCAACCUUACGGUCCCUCGCGGAACACUAUGCGCUAUCGUAGGUGGCGUCGGCAGCGGCAAGAGCUCUCUUAUUUCGGCUUUGGCAGGCGAAAUGCGUCAGAUUGCAGGCAAAGUGACACUCUCGGGCUCCACAGCUGUGUGUGCCCAAACCGCAUGGAUACAGAGCACUACGAUCCGCAACAACAUUGUCUUUGGCAAUGCGUUCGACCCGGAGCGCUAUCGCUACGUACUCGAAGUAUGCUGCUUGCUCCCGGACUUGGAUACGUUGGCCGAUGGCGAUCAGACUAUUGUUGGAGAGAAAGGCGUCUCGCUCUCUGGAGGCCAGAAACAGCGUCUUAACAUUGCUCGAGCGCUUUAUCACAACAGCGAGAUUGUGCUGCUGGACGACUGCCUCUCUGCACUCGACGCACGUGUCGGGGCCGACAUCUUCGCCAACGUUAUCGCAGGUGAUGCGAUGGCUGGAAAGACCCGGUUGUUGGUGACGCAUUCUCUCAAUGUCCUUCGCUCGUGUGACUGGAUUGUACAUAUGGAAGAAGGUCGUAUCACAGAACAGGGCACGUAUGCCGAGCUUGUCGAAAGCAAAGGGCGCGUCGCCGAGCUUCUUUUGACGCACACUAAGGACCAUUUCGAAGAGGAAAAGAAGGAACCUAGCAAGCAUCCCAUUGACGAAAUUCAAGAAACGGCAGAGUCGAUCCUCGAUGCAGGCUCAGCAAGCAAUCGCAACAGCGAAGCGUCUGAAAGCACGACCACCACGGUCAACGCCGAAAGCAAGGACACAAGCAAUGCUGAAGGUGUGACCAACAAAACCGAGAAGAAAGAUCUAGUGGCACCUCCUGCUCAAGCCAAGAGUAAAGCUCUGAUGCAGGACGAAGAGCGGUUCAGUGGUUCGGUCUCACGAACCACUUAUCUCUCAUACCUCAAUGCUGCACCUCUCUCAAUUCUCCUCCCGCUUUUCUUGGUAGCCGUGCUGGUCUUCCAGGGGUCGACCAUCAUGUCUCCCGUAUGGCUUCUUUGGUGGCAGAACGGACACUUUGGCUUGCAGCAAGGAGUUUACAUGGGCAUUUACGCCGUGUUCGGCAUCACCCAGUCGCUCGGAUUGCUCAGUAUGGGUGUCAUAUUCUCUACCUUCACCAUCAAGUCGGCGACCACUCUGCAUCACCGUGCUUUGCAGCGUGUGCUCCACGCUCCCUUCUCAUUCUUUGACACCACACCGCAGGGUCGCAUCACGCAUCGUUUUAGCAAGGACAUGGAUACGCUCGACAACAUUAUCGGCGAAGCAAUGCGCACGCUCAUCGGUACAAUUGUUCAAGUUAUCGGCUCGAUCGUCCUGAUCGCGAUCUUGACACCUUACUUUUUGAUUCCAGUCGCUGUUAUUCUGGUGCUGUACUUCUGGAUCGCUGCCUACUACCGUUCAACGGCGCGCGAGCUGCGUCGUAUCGAUGCGGGCCUCCGUUCAAACAUGCACGAGCACUUCAGCGAGUCUUUGCACGGCUUGGUAACCAUCCGAGCGUUUGGGAAUGUUGACGCGUUCAUCGCUGAGAAUUGUCGUCGCAUCGACAAGCAGAACCGUGCGUACUGGCUUGCUCAGACCUGCCAGCGCUGGCUUUCGGUCCGACUAGACUUCCUCGGUUCUCUGUUGAUCUUGUCGGUGGCAAUCUUGGUAGUUGCGUCUCGUUUCGACAUUAGCCCAGGAGAGACGGGUGUUGCGCUCUCCUACAUCCUCACUGCACAGAGUAUCUUUGGCUGGAUGAUCCGUCAUGCUGCCGAGCUCGAGAACAACAUGAGUGCCGUCGAGCGUGUUUUGCACUAUGCGAAUCACAUCGAACAGGAAAAGCCGUAUCACAUUCCUCAAGUCGACGAUGCAUUGGAGGCGAGAGAGUGGCCGGAACGAGGCGAGAUUCGCUUCGAAGGCGUCGAAGCCAAGUACGGCUCUUCGGAACGCAACGUGCUAGACAAGUUGGAUCUUCACAUUGCACCCGGCGAGAAGAUCGCAUUCUGUGGACGAACGGGAGCGGGCAAGAGUACCCUGGUCACCACCCUUCUACGUACGCUCGAGUUGAGCGCGGGCACAAUCACCAUUGACGGCAUUGAUAUCGCUAGCAUGGGAUUGCAUCGUCUGCGCAGCUCGCUCUCUCUUAUUCCACAAGAUGCUGUGAUCUACAGUGGUACUUUGCGAUACAAUCUCGACCCGCUCGACCAGCACGAGGAUGCCACUUUGCACGAUGCACUCCAACGCACUAGCCUGACCGACCUCUCACUCGACAUGACUAUCACCGAAGAAGGUGGCAAUCUGUCCGCAGGUCAACGCUCGCUCAUAUCUCUGGCUAGGGCGAUGGUACGCAAGACUCGAAUCGUGAUUCUAGACGAGGCUACUGCUAGCAUUGAUCAGGAGACCGACGUGCAGAUCCAGGAAGUGCUCCGAAACGAGUUUGAUGGUAUCACUACCUUGACCGUUGCACACCGAAUCCAGACCAUCUUGCACUCGGAUAGGGUUUGCGUGCUGGACAAGGGAGUUAUCGUCGAGAUCGGAUCUCCAGCAGAAUUAUGGGCCAAAGAGAAGGGUGCCUUCAGAGCGCUCUGUGACAGUGCCAACAUUCGUUACCAGGAUGGUGAAUGGAAAUAA